AGGCGUUGAGAAGAAUACGGGCGGGAAAAAAGUCUGGACUCUCAUGGUUGUAUAGGAAUAAAACGCAUGGGGGGGGGGGUAACGAAGCAGUUACGUGACGUUCCUCCGUCACCGUUCUUUGAAGCGGCCUCCCGUUAGCACGCUAUUGGUUUCGUUUCUACUUUAAGAUACCGGAAGCAUUGCGGCCGCUGUGUGACUCCGAAUGAGGGGCGGGGCUUGAGUGUUUCAUACGAGGAAGUUCGAUAAGCAGUAAAUCAGAAGACGAUGUGGAUCUACGUUCAGUGUUUGUGAAAGAGGUGAAAGAUGGCUACAAAAGAAGUUCAGAGAACUAUUCCAGAUCUGCCUACUCCCUAUGUGAAGACCAUUUUUGGAGGACUGGAAGCAGAACAGACGGUGACAAUUCAUGGCAUUGUUGCCUCCGAUGCAGACAGGUUCCAGAUAGACUUUCAGUGUGGAAGCAGCGUGCAACCCCGGGCUGAUAUAGCUUUUCAUUUCAAUCCUCGGUUCAAAGGUUCUGGGUUCAUUGUCUGCAACACAUUGGAGGAUGAAAAGUGGGGUUGGGAAGAAAGAACGUACCAAAUGCCAUUUACUAAAGGGAAGCCAUUUGAAGUUACGUUUUUACUUCUACCGCAUAAAUUCCAGGUUUCUUCAAAUGGGAAACAUCUGCUUUCUUAUAAGCACAGAGUUAACUUUCGAAGAAUUGAUACCCUUGGUAUAUAUGGGAACGUUAAAAUCAAACCCGUUGAUUUUACGCACACAAAACCUACGCAGGGCUCCCAGCUUGUCCAUUUUUCUAUGCCCUCCAUGAGUGACAAUCAGGUUGAUUCAAUGGCGAAACAGAUCUUUACACUGCCGUACACUGCAAGUAUUCCUUGUGGGCUUGCACCUGGAAGGACGGUUAUCAUUAAAGGGGAGAUUAACAAGAAUGCUAAGGGUUUUAAAAUUGAUCUUAAGCCUAGUGACUCCAAAGAUAUUGCUUUGCAUCUUAAUCCACGUAUGAAGGCAAAAGUGUUUGUGAUAAACACUUAUCUGUAUGAGAGCUGGGGAGUAGAAGAAAAGAAGCUCAGUGAGUUCCCUUUCUACCCAGAAAUGUACUUUGAGAUUAUCGUAUUUUGUGAGGCUCAUCAGUAUAAGAUUGCUGUAAAUGGAGUACAUCAGCUGGAGUAUAACCACAGGUUCAAAGACUUGAGUAAAAUCAAAGAGAUCUCCGUCGAUGGGGAUAUUCACCUCUAUGAUCUGCGCUUUUGGUAGAGCCUCAAAUCUUGUCCUUAUCAGGAACAAGCCAGGACAGAUACUGCAUCUUAUAAUUAUAAUCAGUUUGGCAAAUGUCUUCCAACGCUAAUAAAACUAUUGGUUUUAUAUUACUAGGAUGUGAUUUUAUUUUAACAGAAUACUGUUCUUUGGUUAAAUCCUUAAAGCUGGAUAUCCAUUUCAUUAAACAAAAUGUGAAAGAUGUAAAUUCACUUCCAAUUGUUGUUAUAACUACUUUCUGCAUUUGUAUAUGGUUCAGUUUAAUCCAAUCCACAAAACAAUGUAAUUCUUGAUUAGUAAGUAUUUUGGUUUGGAAGGAUUCAUUGUUGGUCUUUUCAUUCCAGUGCCCCUAUGAAAUAUCCCAGCCAGUAUUAUGUGUAUUAUGUACAUAUAGAAACAGCCUAGGGGUAUCCUGAUUUGUUAUAAUCCUGUAAAUAUUGUGAAAAUUUUGAAGGCUAUGUUAUGCUUUGUGUGGGUUACUGGAGUACAUAUUCUUUCUACACGUUUAAUUCAAUAAAACUAUUAACAUACAAAAAACAAAGAA
Messenger RNA from Spea bombifrons (plains spadefoot toad), 1795 nucleotides. RefSeq names its product galectin 8 (gene LGALS8). Lineage: Eukaryota; Metazoa; Chordata; Amphibia; Anura; Pelobatidae. Gene Ontology annotation, molecular function: carbohydrate binding. The coding region runs from base 304 to 1251 and encodes 315 amino acids. The record is from RefSeq and is a predicted model, not a curated record. The transcript is spliced from 10 exons.